AUGGCCAAAAAACUCCAAGAUGAAUAUUCUCCUCAAGGUCAAGUACUAUUUGCUAUCUUUGGAUGGAAAAUUGGAGAACAAGAAGAUAUGCCAAAUCUGCCAAAACAUGGAGAAGGCACAAGGUUGGUUGAGAAGUUGAAACUUGAUAUUAUACCCCAUCCAAAACCUUAUAAACUUCAUUGGCUAAAUGAAGAUGGGGAUAUAAUAGUCAAGAAUCAAGUGAAGUUGGCAUUUUCCAUUGGGAACUUCAAAGAUGAAGUUUUAUGUGAUAUAGUUCCCAUGGAAGCAUGUCAUGUGUUAUUGGGGAGACCAUGGCAAUUUGAUCAUCAAACUAUCCAUCAUGGUCUAACCAAUACCAUCACUAUCCAUCAAAAGGACAAGAAGUUUGUGCUUCAUCCUUUGACUCCUACCCAAGUGGCUAAGGAUCAAGCACAAAUGAAGAUUUUAAGAAAGCAAGAACAUGAUCAAAAGAAAAAGUCAAAAAGAAAGGGAGGUAUAGAAACAAGUGUGCCACCUAAGGUCACUCAACAUGAAGUCCUUUUAAACAAAAAGACUUUAAUCAAUACACUUCAAGUUGAGCAACCUUCAUAUCUUCUUCUUUGUCAAGGAACACUUACAUGCACAUCUAGUGAUUCAAAGACUUCAACUCUUUCUCCAUCCAUUCAAAAACUUUUGAAAGAAUUUGAUGAUCUAUUCCCACAAGAAAUUCCAAAAGGGCUUCCACCCAUAAGAGGAAUUGAACAUCAAAUUGAUUUCAUUCCAGGGGCAGUUCUUCCUAACAGGCCAGCCUAUAGGACAAAUCCCCAAGAAAACUAA
Molecule: messenger RNA, 816 nt
Organism: Vigna umbellata (rice bean)
Lineage: Eukaryota; Viridiplantae; Streptophyta; Magnoliopsida; Fabales; Fabaceae
Source: RefSeq, a predicted model, not a curated record